This is a messenger RNA of Humulus lupulus (European hop), 1101 nucleotides long. RefSeq lists its product as uncharacterized. Bases 1 to 1101 code for a protein of 366 amino acids. The transcript has a single exon. NCBI's taxonomy places the organism in Eukaryota, Viridiplantae, Streptophyta, Magnoliopsida, Rosales, Cannabaceae. Gene Ontology annotation, molecular function: RNA-DNA hybrid ribonuclease activity; nucleic acid binding. The record is from RefSeq and is a predicted model, not a curated record.
AUGGAAAAUCCUCCAAUUCUGCCCAAUCCAGUGGAUGAAGAGUCUCUCCUGCUCUACAUGGCUAUCUUGGAGGAUGCCAUCAAUGUUGCAUUGGUAAGGGAAGAAAGAUGUGUUCAGCACCCCGUGUAUUAUGUUAGCAAAAGACUCAUUGGGGCAGAGUCUAGGUACCCACUGAUGGAGAAGCUAACUUUUUUCUUAAUGAUGACCUCUCGGAAGCUAAGACCCUACUUCCAGGUGCAUUCGAUUAAGGUCCUCACAAACAAUCCCCUCAGACAAGUCCUUCAGAAACCUGAGUCGGUAAGACUCUUGAAGUGUUCGUUGGAGUUGAGUCAGUUCGACAUCACCUACCAUCCGAGCACUGCCAUAAAAGGUCAGGCACACGUAGAUUUCAUCACCGAGUGCACAGGGAAUCAGGAGAAGACUGCGAGUACCCUAGUGGUCGGACCAGCCUGGAAGCUGUUUGUUGACAGGUCUGCGAACGAAAAUGGUGCUAGGGGUGGACUUAUUCUGGUUUCCCUCGAGGGUCAUAGAGUUCAUAGUGCCUUCCGUUUUGGGUUUAGCGCCUAUAACAAUGAAACAAAAUACGAAGCCUUAAUCAUUGGGUUCUACGUGACACUGGAGCUCAAGGGCGAGGGCCUUGAAAUCUAUAUCGAUUCUCAACUUGUUGUGAACCAGGUUCUCGAAGAGUACCAGGCCCGGGGAACAAAAAUGGCAGCGUACCUGGCAAAGGCUCAAGAAAUGUUGCAUAACUUCCGAAGAAUCACUAUUCAGCAGGUGCCGCGAGAGCAUAAUUCCAAUGCUGAUGCUCUGGCUAAGCUGGCCACGACCAAAGAUGCUAAGUUGAUUAAUGUGGUUCCCAUUAAUUACUUGGAGUCUUUGAGUAUCUCGGCUCCAGGCGAGGUGGAUUCUAUACAACCCCAAGAUGGGUGGAUGAAGCCAAUGGUGAAAUAUCUCAUCUUUGGGGAGUUGCCCCAAGACAAGAAGGCAGCUCAAAAGUUGUUGUAUCAAGUACCGAGGUACAUAAUCAUGGAUAAUAGGAUUUAUAGGCAAGGUUACUCCAUGCCUUUGCUUCGGUGUGUGUCCAAGCAAGAAGCCAGUUAG